GAAGUAACAGGUAAGGCAGAUGGGUGUGGGGUGAAAAAGAAGCACAGAAAAGAGAAGGACCCAUUUAAAGGAAGGGAAGUUGAACAAAGUGCCAGACAUAUGACAGAUACUCCUGAUUUGGUUUAAAACACGCCACAUGCCACGUAGCAUGUGAAAGAAGCCACCCUAGCCUGUUCUACGAAGUAUAAGGCAACAAUGAUGCAUCAGUUUUGGGGAGCAUCAUUUCUCUUGAGUCAGCUGCUGUGGCACACUAGUGAAACCACAUGUGGGAAGGAUGAAUAUGUGAUUAAUGUAAUGUUGCUAAAUGACUCUGACUAUCCAGUUAUUUCAGAGAACUUAAAACCAACUGUAGAACUGGGCCUCCAUCUGGUGCGUGACAUUCUGAGAGAUAACAAGAUUAGCGUCAAUGUCAAUGCUACAUAUGAUGUGUUCAACACAUCUGUCUAUUCCUCACAAGGGUGCCGCACUAGCACUUGUGAAGGUGUGGCAUUUGUUAAACAACUUAAUGACCAUAGCAAAUGUGGGUGUGUUGUCCUAGGUCCCACGUGUUCAUUUGCCACAUAUCAGUUGGUCUCAUUAGAUCAUAAGUUGGACCCCCCUCUGAUUUCUGUUGGGAGUUUUGGUUUGUCUUGUGACUUCAAAGCAAAUUUAACAAGGAUGUUAACUCCAGCUAGGAAGGUGACCUACUUCUUGAUUGAUUUCUGGAAAAAUUCCAGUUUGCCAUUCAAAACUGUUGUGUGGGAAACAGUUUAUGUCUAUAAGAAGAAUGACAUCACUGAAGACUGCUACUGGUAUAUGAAUGCCCUAGAUACUUCAGUUUCAGAUAUCUCAACCUACAUGAAAUUCAAGGAAAUGAUAAGGACCCCAGAACACCUGCAAGAUAUUGUGAAAAAUUCAAGUCGAAAAAGCAAUGUAAUCCUCACAUGUGGUACCCCAGAUGAUAUCAAAACUGCCCUUGGGAAAGAAGAGGUGGAUGAGGAUAUAGUUUUCAUCCUGAUAGAUCUUCACAGUAACAUUUCUUAUGAAAAUACUCCCUCAGCUAGUUACAUGCGGAAUGUCCUUGUCCUGUCUCUGGCACCAACAAGCUACAGCACAAUUUUAAAUCAUAAUGAGACUCUCAUGGAUCUUAGUUUGCUGAAAAAUGACAUCAUUGUGGGAUACUUGGAUGCUGUCUUACUCUUUGGAUAUGCUUUGAAAGACCUUAUAUCUGGACUAGAAUCAGUUUAUCCUGCUGCCUUCCUUGACCAUUUUCGGAAUGUCACUUUUCAAGGUAUUCUAGGUCCUCGAACCUUGGAUGGAUAUGGAGAUAUUGAUGUCAAUUUCAGUAUUCUCUACACAUCAGUGGAUAACUUUCAAUUUAAACCCCUCCUGUGGUUUGACACACAUCUGAAUAAAACAGUUGUGAAGACAGAGGAGCCACAUUUCAUCUGGAAAAAAAACAUGCUGCCUAAUGAUACCCUUAACAGUGGUCCCCACAUCCUGAUUAUAGCUGUUUUCACACUUACUGCGACGGUGGUGCUAGUUCUGUUCAUUGCUUUGCUGGUGCUGAGGAAGUACAGAAGAGCCAAUCAACUCCGGCAAAAGAGAUGGUCCCAUAUUUCACCUGAGAAGAUACUGCCAUUGAAUACCAAUGAGUCAAGUCAUGUUAGUCUGAAGAUUGAUGAAGACAAAAGGCGGGACACUGUUCAAAGGCUGCGUCAAGGCAAAUAUGAUAAGAAGGUGAUAAUCCUGAAGGAUUUCAAACACGAUGGAAAUUUUACAGAGAAACAGAAAAUAGCUCUGAAUAAACUUCUUCAGAUUGACUAUUACAACCUGACUAAGUUCUAUGGGACAGUCAAGAUGGACACAAUGAUUUAUGGAGUAAUUGAGUACUGUGAAAGGGGAUCAUUGCGGGAUGUUUUAAAUGAUAAGAUAUCCUACCCUGAUGGAACUUUCAUGGAUUGGGAGUUUAAAAUUUCUGUCAUGUAUGACAUUGCUAAGGGAAUGUCUUACCUGCAUUCAAGCAAAACAGAAGUCCAUGGGCGCCUGAAAUCCACAAAUUGUGUUGUUGAUAAACGCAUGGUUGUGAAGAUCACUGAUUUUGGUUGCAAUUCUAUUCUGCCACCUAAAAAAGAUCUCUGGAUUGCUCCUGAGCACCUCCGUUGUGGUGACAUAUCUCAGAAAGGUGACGUGUAUAGCUAUGGAAUUAUAGCACAAGAGAUUAUUCUGCGUAAAGAGACCUUCUACACUAAUGGUUGUCGGGAUUCUAAAGAAAAACUUUAUAGAGUAGAAAGCAACAAAGAAGCACGACCAUUCCGGCCAGAUCUUUUAUUGGAGACAGAGGGGGAACGAGAGCAAGAAAUAUAUUUUCUAGUGAAAAGCUGCUGGGAAGAAGAUGCAGAAAAGAGACCAGAUUUUAAGAAAAUUGAAACUACUCUAGGUAGAAUAUUUAGCAACUACCACAGCCAAAACAAUGAGAGCUAUAUGGACACGUUGAUCCGACGUCUACAGUUGUAUUCACAAAACCUGGAGCACUUAGUAGAAGAGAGAACCAAGCUAUACAAAGCAGAACGAGAUCGAGCUGACAAACUUAAUUUCAUGCUUCUCCCAAGACCUGUGGUAAAGUCUUUGAAGGAAACUGGACGUGUAGAACCAGAAUUGUUUGAAGAAGUCAGUAUCUACUUCAGUGACAUUGUAGGCUUCACAACCAUAUGUAAAUACAGCACACCUAUGGAAGUGGUAGACAUGCUGAAUGACAUCUACAAGAACUUUGACCAUAUUCUUGAUCAUCAUGAUGUUUACAAGGUGGAGACCAUUGGAGAUGCAUAUAUGGUAGUAAGCGGUUUACCAAACAGAAAUGGUAAUUGUCAUGCAGUGGACAUUUCCAUGAUGGCCCUGGAUAUACUCAGCUUCAUGGGGUCAUUUGAAUUACGACAUCUUCCAGGCCUUCCUGUAUGGAUUCGAAUAGGAAUUCAUUCUGGUCCUUGUGCAGCUGGUGUAGUUGGGAUUAAAAUGCCUCGUUACUGCUUGUUUGGAGACACGGUGAACACAGCUUCAAGAAUGGAGUCUACAGGUUUACCCCUACGGAUUCAUGUAAAUGGUUCCACUAUUGCUAUUCUGAAGAGGACAGACUGUCAGUUCCAGUAUGAAGAACGAGGAGAAACUUACUUGAAGGGCAAAGGAACUGAGAUUACUUAUUGGCUGACAGGUGUGAAGGAUCAGCAAUAUAAUCUUCCAUCUCCUCCUUCUGUGGAGAAUCAGCAGCAUUUGCAGGCUGACUUUGCUGAGAUGAUAAAGGACUUGUUGCAAAGAAAACCAACGGGAGACUGCCAGAUGCAAGAGAUUUCAUGCAUGACUAGUUACUGCAAAGGCACCCUGGAAUAUCUGCAAUUGGCAACUACCGAACGCCCUGCCACUUAUCUGUAAAACUGGAUAGGAACAAAUUACGACUAAAAAGAUUUUAGAUUCCUACCACCACCACCCAUUUGCAGGAUUGAGGAGAGCAAGAUUGGUUGAAAGCAGAAUGCUGACCAUUCCUUUAAGUAUCAUUAAUCAGAAAGAGUCUGAUGGCAUUUUUUCAGACUAACAAACUUUAUUAAAAGACAUACAAGUUUUCAUGACUACAGCUCAUUUUUAAUAAAACGUGUUAGCCUGCAAAGGUACUACCAGACUCCUGAUUUUUGGCUACCAUAGACUAACAUGGCUCUCUACGAUGUCUACUUGUAUAUCAUUAGUAAUUAAUAAUCUGUGAAGAUUCCCUUUGCUGCAUUUCCAAAAUGCAAAUAACCUAGUGCAAGAUAUUUCUGCUGACUUAUUAGAGCCUUUAAUAAUACACUGCUUUUUGGAUACGUAGGGGUCAAAGUAAGAGGCUGUCAGCUAGUAACAUCUUUCACAUUCAGUUUGUUGCUUGUGGUCAAAUAGGAACAUAGGUAGAUAGCAAAGCUGACUUCUCUAUAAUGUAAAGUGAUUUUUAUAGGUACUCUUGAUUACAU
Messenger RNA from Candoia aspera, 3971 nucleotides. It is a transcript of the gene GUCY2C, whose product is annotated as guanylate cyclase 2C. Gene Ontology annotation, molecular function: peptide receptor activity; adenylate cyclase activity; ATP binding. Gene Ontology annotation, biological process: receptor guanylyl cyclase signaling pathway; protein phosphorylation; cGMP biosynthetic process. Lineage: Eukaryota; Metazoa; Chordata; Lepidosauria; Squamata; Candoiidae. The transcript is spliced from 27 exons. Gene Ontology annotation, cellular component: plasma membrane. The record is from RefSeq and is a predicted model, not a curated record. The coding region runs from base 196 to 3405 and encodes 1069 amino acids.